Messenger RNA from Alternaria arbusti, 798 nucleotides. RefSeq lists its product as uncharacterized. Bases 1 to 798 code for a protein of 265 amino acids. NCBI's taxonomy places the organism in Eukaryota, Fungi, Ascomycota, Dothideomycetes, Pleosporales, Pleosporaceae. The transcript is spliced from 2 exons. The record is from RefSeq and is a predicted model, not a curated record.
AUGUCUGUCCGCCGGGCGCUGGCACCGCGCUCCAUCCACUUGCGCAUCGUGCCACGUCCCGCCAAUUUAUCCGAGAGCCGCGAGAUAUUUCGCGUCCUCCAACGCUUCGGCGAAAUCAGCACCUUCAAGUAUCUUCGGGCACAGUACGAAUACCAGAAUCCCGCCGACAAUGUCGCCCUCGCCAUCUACCGUGACGAAGCCGCCGCCCAGAGCGCCCUCGACGCCUCACCCCUCCGCUUCGCCCUCGAGAAGCUCAUAACCAGCGACACCGAUGCCGACGCCCAAAUCCAAGCCGCCGAAGAAGACGAAGACGACACGCCCAUCCAGCAAACCCCACAGAAAGACGGCAUCGACGAGAUCCUCCGCCCCUCACAACUCCUAAACCGCACCUUACCCACCCCCACCGGCACCACCGGCACCUCCCCCGCCCCAACACCUCCUUCCAAACCCCUCCCCUUCGACCCCCCACCGCACGCCUCCUCGCAGAAGAAAUCCACAAAAUGGUUCCAAGUAACUGUCGACCGCUCCCGCGCCGUACACCCCGAUUUCAUCGAACGCCAGCCCUACUGGAAGCAAUUCCACCCGAUGAAGAGCAUGGCGCAGGUGGAUUUGGAAAAGAGCGUGCCGCAUGUGGGGCUGAGCGAUGUGAGCAAGAGACCGCCGAAUGCGUAUCGCACUCCAGCAAGAGUGCUCAGGGUGAUGAAUGAGUAUGUGGAGAAGAGGAUGCCGAGUUUGAGAGGGAUUGUUGAGGGAGGCGAGAAUGAGAGGGGCUUUGAGGAGAGGAGGAGGAGGGGGUGA